This is a messenger RNA of Pistacia vera, 750 nucleotides long. Its product is annotated as secreted RxLR effector protein 161-like. Bases 1 to 750 code for a protein of 249 amino acids. The record is from RefSeq and is a predicted model, not a curated record. NCBI's taxonomy places the organism in Eukaryota, Viridiplantae, Streptophyta, Magnoliopsida, Sapindales, Anacardiaceae. The transcript has a single exon.
AUGGUAUCUAUGCCUUUAGCCAAUCACUUUAUGUUAAGUAAAUCUCAAAGCCCCAAGUCUGAUUCUGAGUUGGUUAAAAUGGAAAAUGUACCUUAUUCUAAUGCAAUAAGUUCAGUUAUGUAUGCUAUGAUUAGUACUAAACCAGACAUGUCAUUUGCUAUUUCUCUGCUUAGUAGGUUUAUUUCUAAUCCUGGAACUGAACAUUGGUAUGCAUUAAAAUGGUUGUUGAGGUAUAUCAAUAGUACAUCACAUGUUGGUUUGGAAUAUUGUAAGAGAGGUAAUGCACUUGAUCUUGUGGGGUAUGUAGAUUCUGAUUUUGCAGGAGACAGGGAUACUAGGAAGUCAACUACCUCUUAUUUCUUCACUUUUGGUGGAAAUUGUGUGAGUUGGAAGUCUCAGCUACAACCAAUUGUAGCACUAUCCACAACUGAGGCAGAAUAUAUAGCAGUGGCAGAUGUGUUUAAGGAAGCUUUGUGGCUUCGAGGAAUUAUGUCAGAAGUAGAACUAAUGGAUGGUGUAGUGACAAUAUAUUAUGAUAGCCAAAGUGCAAUACACUUGAGUAAAAAUCUUGUCUACCAUGAGAGGACCAAGCAUGUGGAUGUUCGAUUCCAUUUUUUUAGAGACUUGGUAGCACGGGGAGUGAUUAAUCUGAAAAAGGUGGCGACUGAAGACAAUCCGACAGAUUUAGGUACCAAAGUUGUUACUACUGCCAAGUUCAAGCAUUACUUGGACUUGUUGUUUAUAAAAUAG